This is a messenger RNA of Nicotiana attenuata, 534 nucleotides long. Its product is annotated as pentatricopeptide repeat-containing protein At1g60770-like. The transcript has a single exon. Gene Ontology annotation, molecular function: protein binding. Gene Ontology annotation, cellular component: mitochondrion. The record is from RefSeq and is a predicted model, not a curated record. The annotation marks the transcript as partial. NCBI's taxonomy places the organism in Eukaryota, Viridiplantae, Streptophyta, Magnoliopsida, Solanales, Solanaceae.
UGCCGCAAUGUUACUGCAUACCAGUUUCUGAUCACAUUGUAUGGCCGUGUUGGAAAUUUGUUGGAAGUAUAUCGUGUAUGGCGUUCUUUGAGGCUUGCUUUUCCCAGAACGGCAAAUAUAAGCUAUCUUAACAUGAUUCAAGUUUUGGUUAACUUGAAUGACUUACCGGGUGCUGAGAAAUGCUUCAAGGAAUGGGAGUCUGGAUGCCCAACUUAUGACAUACGUGUAGCAAAUGUUCUUAUAGGAGCUUACACUAAACAAGGUUCUUUGGAGAAAGCUGAAGAGCUCAAGGAACGGGCCCGAAGGAGUGGAGCUAAGCCUAAUGCUAAGACAUGGGAGAUUUUCGGGGAUUAUUAUCUGCAAAUUGGCGAUAUCAAAUCAGCAGUUGAUUGUGUUGACAAGGCAAUUUCAACUGGUAGAGGUGAUGGCGGCAAGUGGCUUCCAUCAUCUGCUAUCGUUAGAAAAUUCAUGAGUCAUUUUGAACAAAAUAAAGAUGUCGAUGGUGCAGAACAUUUUACGGAAAUUUUGAAGUAA